This is a messenger RNA of Spodoptera exigua (beet armyworm), 1482 nucleotides long. Lineage: Eukaryota; Metazoa; Arthropoda; Insecta; Lepidoptera; Noctuidae. The record is from the annotation of a GenBank genome assembly.
CAAAGAGAUAUAAAAUGGGUUGAUACGAUGUAAAUAGAUUGUUAUAUUACAGAUAACGGUUUCAAUAUGAAUUAAAAUUAAAUUAAUUUUAGUUGUAUCAAUUAAUUCUUUGCGGAAUGUAGUCAACAUGUUGUCUUUGUUCAAUACGUGCAUAGUAGUUUUAAGUUUUAUCUUAUUUGUUAAAGUUUCAGCAAUAGACUUCAGGAUAAUUGGAGGUUUUGACGCGCCUGAAGAAUAUGGAAGAUUUCAUGCAUCUGUUCAGAAUCUGACUGGUCAUCAUGUCUGUGGUGGUGCUGUGGUGUCCCAGUGGUUUGUGGUUUCUGCAGCACAUUGUGUUCAUAGAGCGAAUCCUCGUUUUAUGAAAAUAGUAGCAGGAACCAAUAAUUUAGAUGUUGGAGGUAAAAGAUGCGGCGUUUCUAAGAUAAUAGUACACCGACGAUACAAUGCCACUAGCAGACAACAUGAUAUUGCCCUUCUCAAAACGAAUAGUCCAUUAGAUUUGCGAAUUAUCAAACCUUUGAAACUAAGUAAACGAGAACUUCAUGAAGGUGAUGAGAUCGUUUUAGUCGGAUUUGGUGCUAGUAAGCCACAUGGUUCUUCGAGUCGGGUUAUGUACACUUUAGAAAUGCCAGUUUUCAAUCAAGAAGUGUGCGAAUUCGCUAUGAGAUAUUCGAGGCCGGUCACCAAAGAAAUGUUUUGCACAUUUACAAAGAUUGGUCAGGGGACUUGCCAUGGAGAUUCUGGCAGUCCAUUAGUAAAGGGCAAUGAGCUCGUUGGUAUAGUGUCAUGGGGGAUUCCCUGUGCUGUAGGAUUCCCAGAUGUCCAUACAAGAUUGGCUCCAUACGUUGACUGGAUCAAAAUGCACAUUCACGAAGGCUAUUGCGGUGCCCCCAAGCGCCAAUUUUUUAAGAAAUAGUUGCGUAAUAAAAUAAAAGUCUGUUGUCAUUAUCCAGUUGUAAUAUUAGCUUUAUUACUAAAAUAUAUACCAGUUCUUAUUGUUCUAUUAUGAACGCUUAAUUCCUUUCUUUAAACAAUUUUAAUUGUUUCAUGUUUACCUGAAAUCGCAAAUUAUUCAUCAUCAUUAGGUACCUACCGAGAAAAUAAUCUUAAAGUCUUUAAGCAAACAAUUUAAACGUGUUUUUUAUUCUUGGUAUAAUCUGAUAUUAUAUGUCGAUAAAUCUAAUCAUGUGUGUAAAAGCGUAAUGAUCCAAAAACUCCAAUUUAACCUACCUUAUACUCUCUUUUAUCUGCUUUUAUAUCCAUUAUGACUGCCAUCACAGGCCUUCCAUGUGCGCACUGGAAUGGCGUCUUGCAGCUUGACAAUCCGUUUAACAAUUCGACGCAAUCACUCUUUGAAAGCUGAUCGCCAAAUUUUAUGGCAUAACGGCAAGCCUGAUAGAAAAUAAUAUAUUCAGUUUGAUUAUGUUGUCACUACGAUUAAUAGACAUUGCCUGCAAUUGCCAAAUUGUGAUUACCUAUGAA